AUGGACAUUGCCACCUCACUCUCCUCCCUCCGCUUCAUUUCCUGUCAAGGCUCCCCACUGCCUGAACCCAGUUGGAAGUUAGAGGCAAGAUUAAACCAGGUGGCACCUUCAAUACUCGGCCAGGAGUUCUCCGUAUCCAGAUCACUCAGGACAUUUUCUACCUUCCGCAUUACUGCAGGUGACAGUACCACGAAACGGUCUGCCACUAGUGACAAGCAUCUCCUGUCCCCUAGUUUCCAAGGCAACUCCGUAAGUCUAGCCCACUCUCAGGAGGGAUUGCACAGGGUGUGGAUACCAGGAGGCGAGCAUCACUGGGGGCCACCUCGGAGGCUGGCUACGGGGAGACAGAGGACUAACGCUCAGACUACACUGGGUUACUCUGAUGCUGCGCCCUGUGCACAAGGGAACCUGAAGGAUGGAGGCCGAGCAGCCAUGAGGAGGGCACCCAAAUGGUAUUCUGCAGAUGCAGAGAAGGUAGCAAACUUGCUACAGAUCCCACAGUAUUUUGAUUUAGAAAUCUACAGCACAGGGAGAAUGGAAAAGCGUCUGGAUGCUCCAUUAAAGCAGAUUAAGUUUGUUGUGCAGCAACAUGUAGAAUCAGAUGUUCUAGAAGCCUGCAGUAAAACCUAUAGCAUCUUAUGCAGUGAAGAAUAUACUAUCCAGAACAGAGUUGACAUAGCUCGAAGCCAGCUGAUUGAUGAGUUUGCAGACCAAUUCAAUCAUUCUGUGGAAGAUCUAUUGCAAGAGGGAGAAGAAGCCGAUGAUGAUGAUAUUUUCAAUGUUCUUUCUACAUUAAAGAGAGCAUGGAGCUAUGCCAGAACAGAUAGUCGUGCAGGCACUACAGUGUCCCAUUACUCAAUUCUUUGGCAGUUGGUGAAAAUUACUGAUGGUUCUCCUUCCAAAGAGGAUUUGUUGGUAUUGAGAAAAACAGUGAAAUCCUUUCUGGCUGUUUGCCAACAGUGCCUAUCUAAUGUUAAUAGUCCAGUGAAAGAACAGGCUUUCAUGUUGCUCUGUGACCUUUUAAUGAUUUUUAGCCACCAAUUAAUGACAGGUGGCAGGGAGGGCCUUCAACCUUUGGUGUUUAAUCCAGAUACUGGACUUCAGUCUGAACUCCUCAGUUUUGUGAUGGAUCACGUUUUCAUUGACCAAGAUGAGGAGAAUCAAAGCAUGGAGGGAGAUGAAGAAGAUGAAGCUAAUAAAAUUGAGGCCUUACAUAAAAGAAGGAAUCUGCUUGCUGCCUUCAGCAAACUUAUCAUUUAUGACAUUGUUGACAUGCAUGCAGCCACAGACACCUUCAAACACUACACGAAGUAUUACAAUGACUAUGGUGAUAUUAUUAAGGAAACGCUGAGUAAAACCAGGCAGAUUGAUAAAAUUCAGUGUGUCAAGACCCUCAUUCUCAGUUUGCAACAGUUGUUUAAUGAACUUGUUCAAGAGCGUCCCAACCUGGACAGGACAUCUGCCCAUGUCAGUGGCAUUAAAGAACUGGCCCGUCGCUUUGUGCUUACAUUUGGACUAGAGCAGAUCAAGACACGAGAAGCAGUUGCCACGCUUCACAAGGAUGGCAUAGAGUUUGCUUUUAAAUACCAAAAUCAGAAAGGACAAGAAUAUCCACCUCCUAAUCUGGCUUUCCUUGAAGUACUAAGUGAAUUUUCUUCUAAACUUCUUUGACAGGACAAAAAGACUGUUCACUCAUACCUAGAGAAAUUCCUCACCGAGCAGAUGAUGAAAAGGAGGGAAGAUGUAUGGCUUCCACUCAUCUCCUAUAGAAAUUCGUUAAUUACUGGUGGUGAAGACGACAGAAUGUCUGUGAACAGUGGAAUUAGCAGCAGCAAAAUCUCAUCAGUAAGAAAUAAGAAAGGACCCCCACUUCACAAAAAACAAGUGGAACAUGAAAGUCUGGAUAACACAUGGCUAAAUAGGACUGACACCACGAUUCAGACCCAUGGACCCCUGCCAGCACCACAGCUCACUUCCACUGUACUACGGGAGAAUAGCCAGCCCAUGGGAGAGCAGAUUCAGGAACCUGAGUCUGAACCUGGUUCUGAACCAGACUUUUUACACAAUCCUCAGAUGCAGAUCUCUUGGUUAGGCCAGCCAAAGUUAGAAGACUUAAAUCAGAAGGACAGAACAGGAAUGAACUACAUGAAAGUGAGAACUGGAGUAAGGCAUGCUGUUCGGGGUCUGAUGGAGGAUGAUGCUGAGCCCAUUUUUGAAGAUGUGAUGAUGUAAUCCCGGAGCCAGUUAGAAGAUAUGAAUGAAGAAUUCGAAGACACCAUGGUUAUUGAUCUGCCCCCUUCAAGAAAUCAGCGAGAGAGAGCUGAGCUAAGGCCAGACUUCUUUGACUCUGCAGCUAUCAUAGAAGACGAUUCAGGAUUUGGAAUGCCUAUGUUCUGAAGUCUGAAGAAAUUUUACAAAUCUGGAACUCUAUUAUUUAGAGCUAGAGGCCUAUAUACUGUGAUAGCUUGUAUGGGGAAAAAACACUUUUGAUUGAUUUGUUUUUUAAUCCAAUGAUUGAGGUCAAUCCCUUUUUUGCAGUGACUGAGAAGAGGAGCAUGUAAAUUAUUCAAGAGAAUGUUGGUGAAUGUCACCUCAGAAA
This is a messenger RNA of Choloepus didactylus (southern two-toed sloth), 2599 nucleotides long. RefSeq names its product cohesin subunit SA-1-like. Gene Ontology annotation, biological process: sister chromatid cohesion. NCBI's taxonomy places the organism in Eukaryota, Metazoa, Chordata, Mammalia, Pilosa, Megalonychidae. Gene Ontology annotation, cellular component: chromatin; nucleus; cohesin complex. The record is from RefSeq and is a predicted model, not a curated record. Gene Ontology annotation, molecular function: chromatin binding.